Closterium sp. Naga37s-1 is the source of this 1809-nucleotide messenger RNA. The record is from the annotation of a GenBank genome assembly. Lineage: Eukaryota; Viridiplantae; Streptophyta; Zygnematophyceae; Desmidiales; Closteriaceae.
AUGCGUCUGGCGGCACACGGUCAGGCGCUCCACUACCAUGAUAAGGAUGCCGUCGGGAAUGUGGCAGAGCUUGUAUCUAAGACACCACAGCGGAUAGAAUCGGUGACGUAUGGGUUUGCACCGUGCUUCAUCAACACCGACGCAAAGAUACAAGUGCCUGGGAAGUUCAACCACGGGGGAGCUCGCCGUGGGCCCAAGUACGAGGCACUGAAGAAUUCGGGAGGGCAGCGCGACGGACCGCUCGCAAGUGAGGAUGGGCUGGGGUUGGCAGCACCUGCGGAGGAGACGGUUUUUGAGCUCACCGAGGACCUGCUGCCCAUCCCUGAGUGUGAUGCCGAUCUGAUGGAAGACCUGCCCCCAACCGACCACCGCGAUCAGUGUGACGGGCUAGAGGAAGGGCUGGGGGGGCAGCAAGGCCAUGGGGUCGGAACGUCCUUGGGGGGUGGAAUUGCUCGGCAAGAAGGCACUGGGAUGGGAACAAGGCUGGAGGAAGUGGGAGCGGAGUCGGAAGGGGUGAGGGUAGGAGCAAUGCUGGAGGAAGGGGUGAGGGGGAGGGGAUGCGCUGGGGCGGGAAUAACCCAGGAGGUCCAGGGCAUAGGGGUGGGGGUUGGAAGUGGAGGGCAAGAAGGCAUUGGGAUGAGAACAGGGCUGGGAGAAGGGGGAACUGGGCCAGAAGAGGUGGGGGUCGGAUCGGUACUGGAGGAAGGGGGGCGGGGGGGAGAAUGCCCUGGGAUGGGAACGUCCUUGGAGGUAGGGGUGGGGGUAGGAAUGGGAGGUCAAGAAAGCGCUGGGAUGAGAACAGGGCUGGGAGAAGGGGUUGGAGUGCCGGAAGGGAACGUUGUGGCCGGAACAGCACUGGAGGAAGGCGAUGGGGUUGAGGGUCUUCUACAGGAGCCUCCAACUGACGAGGGGGUUCGGUUGCACGAGCUCGAGGAGGGGUGUCCUCAGGCCAGCGGAGUGAGAAAGGGAUGCGGGGCGGGAGAAAUGGGAGGGGAGGCACAAGUAAUGAACGGGGGUGGAGUGGGAGGGCAAGGAGGGGAGGAAGGUGUACCCACCGUGGGGGAAAGAGAUGCGGUUGGCGUGGGGGGAGAGGAGGAAAGAGGAGACAUGGAAGAUCUGGAGUGGGAGGAUGUGGAUGAGAUCUAUUUCUCCUCCCACCCCACCGUCGCUAGUACCUUCCACCCAGCCGUCGCUCUCCCUCCCAUUCCCGUAUCCUCUCCCUCACUUUCCGCCGUCACCUCUCCCUCCCACUCCGCCAUCGCCUCUCUCUCCCACCUCACAAUCACUCCGUUCCACCCCGCCAUCUCCUCUCCCUUACCUCCCCGCCGUCGCCUCUCCCUCCUCCCCGCCGCCGCCACUCCCUCCUCCCCGCCGUCGCCUCUCCCUCCUCCCCGCCGCCGCCUCUCCCUCCUCCUAGCCGUCGCCUCUCCUCCUCCCCGCCGUCGCCUCUCCGUCCUCCCCGCCGUCGCCUCUCCCUCCUCCCCGCCGUCGCCUCUCCCUCCUCCCCGCCGUCGCCUCUCCUCCUCCCCGCCGUCGCCUUUCCCUCCUCCCCGCCGUCGCCUCUCCCUCCUCCCCGCCGUCGCCUCUCCCUCCUCCCCGCCGUCGCCUCUCCCUCCCUCCCGCCGUCGCCUCUCCCUCCUCCCUGUCGUCGCCUCUCCCUCCUCCCUUCCGUCGCCUCUGGCGACAGGUGCACGAGCGCAAGCGCGAGUUGGUGCGCGAGGGCGGGUCGAUGCGCGAGCUCGGAAGGGUGCGCGAGCGCUGUUUGGUGCGCGAGCGCGGGUUGGUGCGCCAGCGAGGGUUGUUUUCUGA